UCCAUCCAGAGCGCAGGAGCAAACAGAAUGAACUUGUCGCGCUACCUGCUUAAAGGAGCCGCCGGAUGUAUGAACAGCUGAAUAGGUAACUGUUUUCCUCUUUUUGAAAGUUGAGAAAAUAGGUAAUGAUCGUCAUAGCAGGAGGCAGAAGUCGAAGAUUAACGCGGGGAGGGUUUUAGUGUAAAACGGGCAAUCAGGGAGCGGAUUAGAUCCAACAGCGAGGAAUCAGAGAUGCGGAAACAACAACAGAAGCCACAACAGUACGGAUUUUAAUCUAUUUGGAUAUUUAUUUGCACAGGGAGCAGCAUGCCUCGGCUCAGGAGAAGAGGGAAAAUGUUCCAACUUGGAGUGACACCCAAACACCCUGAACUUUUCCGUCUGUUGCGACUAUCCGGUGAUUUGUACACCUUUCCGCGGUUAUAACAGGGUUUCCUUCGGACCUGAGUCACCAUGUCAAAAGUCCUGCAGAAGAAGAACCACUGGAUCAAUAAAGUGAACGACUGCGCACUGAACCCGGGCGCCUGUGGGGAGCUGAACGUGGAGCUGCUCGGCGGGGCUGAGAACGGAGAGUUCGCUUACAUUGGUCAAGUUAGGGAGGAUGCUGCGCUGUACCAGGACGGCAAACUCAGCAAGGGGGAGCUAGUGCUGGAGGUGGAGGGUCUGGCUGUGUCUGGAUUACCUCUAUAUGACAUUUUAGCUGUGAUUAAGUGCUGCCAAGGUCCUGUCAGGUUGAAAACUGUGCGUCAAGGUCACAAGCUCAACAAGGACCUCAAGCACUACCUGAGCUUGAGGUUUCCGAAGUCUUCCCCUGACCACGAGCUUCAGAAAAUCAUCCGAGCCAACCUCUACCGCCAUGCUGUGCCUUGUACAACCCGCCCUCCUCGAGACGGAGAGGUCCCUGGGGUGGAUUACAACUUCUUGUCAGUGGAGGACUUCCUAGAACUUGAGGAGAGUGGCACACUACUGGAGAUAGGAACAUAUGACGGUAACUAUUAUGGGACCCCCAAGCCGCCCAGGCAGCCCAUCAUUGGGACAGUGAUUCUCAGUGAUGCAGGCUCCCAGCAGUCCACCCCGAAGCGCACCAAGUCCUACAAUGACAUGCAAAACGCCCGAGUAGUGCCUGCUGACGACGAUGAUGACGACCAGGCCUCGGAAAUGAACAACAGUUUUACAGGAUCCUUAGUGCGUAGUCUCUUCCCCUCUCCUUUGUUGUGCACAGGUAACCCUAACGACCCGGACGAGAGCCGCGGCGGCAUCCUCCGGCCAUACCCCGUACGUGACAAUGCUCCACCCUGUGGUCUGAACAAUGCGGCCACCUCCACCUCAGAAAGCGGGCAGCAGACGCUCGCAGAACCCCAGGUGUCUCCCGAAGACCCACUGGGAACACUGCCCGAAAACUGGGAGAUGGCGUACACUGAGAAUGGAGAACUUUACUUCAUAGACACGGCAAAGGCACACCACCCGGACAUGGCUGUGUAUUUUCAGAGCUUCCACAACACAAAGACCACAUCAUGGCUGGAUCCUCGGUGUCGAGACAAAGCUUCAAGGCCUCUAGAAGAGUGUGAUGACGAUGAAGAAGGGAUACAUACAGAGGAACUGGAGGCCGAUCUUGAGCUGCCACCAGGAUGGGAAAGGAUAGAAGACCCAGUGUACGGGGUGUAUUAUGUAGAUCACAUAAACAGGAAGACGCAGUAUGAGAACCCCGUGUUGGAGGCGCGGCGUCGGAAAAUCCUGGAGCAGCAGCAGCCGCAGCCUCCAGAAGGUGAGCGGUAUAUUCGAGAGUGGAUAGAGGAGCACUCCUCCGCAGCAGCUCCUUUAGCAAACUAUGCUCCGAACCACCUGGAGACCUACAGAGACCCGCAAGGCCCUCCAGCUCUACCGCCCGGCCCUGGAGGAAUCAAACGAGGAAAGCCUUUCUUCACGAGAAACCCCGCAGAGCUUAAAGGAACCUUCAUCAACACAAAGCUGAAAAAGAGUCGUCGGGGCUUCGGCUUUACAGUGGUCGGAGGAGACGAGCCGGACGAGUUCCUACAGAUCAAAAGUCUGGUGCUGGAUGGGCCUGCAGCCGUGGAUGGCAAGAUGGAGACAGGCGAUGUGAUAGUGAGUGUGAAUGACACCAUCGUGCUAGGCUACACCCACGCUCAGGUGGUCAAGAUCUUCCAAUCCAUCCCCAUCGGUUCCAUGGUGGACCUCGCUUUAUGCCGAGGUUACCCGUUGCCCUUUGACCCUGAUGACCCGAACACCAGCUUGGUGACCUCAGUGGCUAUCUUGGACAAGGAGCCCAUCAUUGUCAAUGGACAGGAGACCUUUGACUCGCCUUCCAACCAAGGCGGACCAAUAAACGGCAUGAGGGAUCCUCGGCCACACAGCCCUUCUGCUGAUGUGGCAUCGAACGGCUCGCACGGCUACAGCAGCGACGUGGUCACCCUUGCCUCAUCCAUAGCCACCCAGCCUGAACUCAUCACCAUCCACAUGGAAAAGGGCGACAAGGGAUUCGGCUUCACCAUCGCUGACAGUCUGACGGGAGGAGGGCAGAGGGUGAAGCAGAUAGUAGACUAUCCACGGUGCCGUGGAUUAAAGGAAGGAGAUAUUCUCAUGGAGGUCAACAAGAGAAACGUUCAGAAUAUGAGCCACAAUCAGGUGGUGGACCUGCUGAGCAAAUGUCCCAGAGGCAGUGAGGUCACGAUGCUUGUGCAAAGAGGCGUGGUGCAAGCCAAGAGGAGUCCAAAGCUGGUGCACCAGUUAGAGAGGAAAGACAGCCAGAGCAGCUCCCAGCACAGUGUGUGCAGCCAUCGCAGCACCCACGCUGAUUCUCCCAGCCACCCAUCCUCUGCCAUGCCCAGCGAGGCUGUGGCUCCUACUCCUGCUGCACCUACCCAGCCUCUGCCUGGCCUGCCCCCUCUGGACCCCGCAGAUGGCACCCUCACCCUCCAAAAGAAGCCGGACCCCUUUAAGAUCUGGGCGCAGUCCAGGAGCAUGUACGAGAGCCGAUUGCCAGAUUGCCAGGAGCAGGACAUUUUCCUUUGGCGGAAGGAUACAGGCUUCGGCUUCCGUAUCCUGGGAGGAAAUGAGCCUGGGGAGCCUAUCUACAUCGGGCACAUUGUGAAGUACGGGGCAGCAGAUGAGGACGGGCGCCUGCGGUCGGGUGAUGAGCUCAUCUGUGUGGACGGCACAGCGGUGGUGGGCAAGUCUCACCAGCUGGUGGUGCAACUGAUGCAGCAGGCUGCCAAACAGGGCCACGUUAACCUCACAGUCAGACGCAAGAGCCCUGGAUACGGAGUGUCGAAAGGGGAAGGUGAUGUCCCCCCGUCACCGGCAUCCUCACACCACAGCAGCACCCAGGCACCCAGCCUGACUGAGGGAAAGCGAACCCCUCAGGGGAGCCAGAACUCUCUCAACACCGUCAGCUCUGGAAGCGGCUCAACCAGUGGCAUAGGCAGCGGGGGCGGAGGAGGCAGCGGGAGCGCGGUGGUGCCUGCCUCCCUGCAGCCGUACGACGUGGAGAUUCAGCGCGGAGAGAACGAGGGCUUUGGAUUCGUCAUCGUGUCAUCCGUUUCACGGCCUGACGCUGGCACAACUUUCGCUGGAAAUGCCUGUGUGGCCAUGCCCCACAAAAUAGGACGCAUCAUCGAGGGCAGCCCAGCAGACCGGUGUGGAAAGCUGAAAGUGGGGGACCGAAUAUUGGCUGUAAACUGCUGCUCCAUCACCAACAAGUCGCACUCGGACAUUGUCAACCUGAUCAAGGAGGCCGGGAAUACAGUCUCGCUCAGGAUCAUCCCGGGUGAUGAAUCUUCCAAUGCUUCUCUGCUAACCAAUGCUGAGAAGAUAGCUACCAUCACCACCACUCACACACCUCAACAGACCACAGAGUCCCGGAAUAACUCAAAGUCGAAAGGAGCUCCUCCUCCUCCACCCACACAAAGUCAGACGUCACAGGAUGCCGAGUUCUACUCUGUGGACCUGGAGCGGGACAGCAAAGGGUUUGGCUUUAGUCUGAGAGGAGGACGGGAGUACAACAUGGACCUAUAUGUGUUAAGACUAGCGGAGGAUGGGGCUGCGGUCAGAAAUGGAAAGAUGAGGGUUGGAGAUGAGAUUCUGGAGAUUAAUGGCGAGAGCACAAAGAACAUGAAGCAUUCACGUGCCAUCGAACUGAUCAAGAAUGGUGGUCGGAGGGCGCGGCUCGUACUCAAACGGGGAGAUGGAUCUGUACCUGAAUAUGACGGCAGCAGUGACGGGAACCCUUCCACACCCGGGGCACAAAACACUCCGGAAGUGAGAACGCUGCCACCAAACAGCAGAUAUCACACCUCAUUGGAGUCCAGUUAUCCACCAGACCUUCACAAACCAUCACGCCAGGAGGAGGCUGUGCGUGGCCGAGACGGGGACAGGAACAGGGACAGGGCUGGGUCAGAGCAAAUGGACUAUCAAGGCCGGCAAUUUAACCCCCACCAUCAUCACACCUGGAAUAACAAUCAUAGUCAAAGUACCCCCAGUCAGCAGUCUCCAGAGACCAACAGCAGCAGUGGCAACAAGAAGAGCCGAGGCCGCAAAGUAAAGAAGUCAGAGUCCGAGAGUGGCAUUUCUAAACUCCUUAAGACUCUGAGGAAAGACAGCUCGGGGAAAAAGGCUGCAGCUGCUGAGAAGCAGAGAGGGCGAGAACUCUCAGGCAGCAGUUCCACUUUGGACGGGAGGUCUCGUCAGCAGCGCCGUGGCUCUCUUGACCGCUCACCUACCCGCAAGCGUGCCUCAUCUCCUGACCGUCGUCGGGCCAAAUCGAUGGACCGCAGGGCAGAGCGUGCCCAACGGGAUCGCACACCUGAAAGGGAGUACGAUGAUGGAGGGUUCCUUGCAGUCACCCCUGAGCGCAAGUUCUACGAUCGGAGGCUCCUCAAGGACUCACAGAUGGCCGGGCUAGUCAGGGAGGCUUCAACCCCUGAGCGCGCCAACAACAACGGGGAUUCCCUCUCUCUUUCCAGGGGCCGUACAUAUGAAAGAGCCACAAAGAACGGCAACCUCUUUAGAGACUCUUCUUCAGAGAGGAGGGAAGAGGGAUAUCAGAUGAACGGGACGCCGGAGAGACGAUACAGAAUGGAGCGGGACUCUUCCCCUGACAGCAACUACAGCCGGGACGAGCUGAACUAUGCAGCAGCACCCAGACUGAAGGACUACUACAGCAUGAUGAAGAACAAUGCUGCACACAACAACGCUGCCUACAACAACACAGGCCAUAACAAUAACGCUGUCGGCCACAGCCCGAACCAGCUCCCUGAGCCCAAGAGACGGCUGUACAAAGAAAGCCCCAAAGACCUCAGCAUCUAGAGCAGAGCCGAGAUCCCCCUAGCCACUCUCUCCUCUAUCUGUGCAAACUAUGUACCAUACACUGGAAUUGGACUUCUGAGGACAAGAACUCUUGUGCUUUAUUUGGUCGACUGGUUUUUUUAAUUGAUUUGAUUGACUUAACUACUUGUGAUCCCAUCCAGAGAUUCAUAAAACAGCAGGAACACAAUCCUUCUAUCAGUUCACACUGGUUGUUUUGUCUAGUUAUUUUGAACAUUACAGAAGUUGUUGUACGAUAGUAAAGUUAUUGUAUGUGCCUGCAUAUCAAAUCAGUGACAUUGCUUUUUCUAGGCAUUGCUGAAUCUAAAUAUUUGUUCCCUCAGAGGUAAAAACAUUCUUCCAGUUGUGGUGACUUCUUACUACUAAGCUUGUUUUCAACUCGUUUUUAGAUGUCUUUUCCAUUCCUCAAUUGCUUUACUGAACAAACUAUAGCACAAGACACUGAUGGUUCACAAGAACUGUGAAAGUCCUGUUGGACUUGAGAGGCAAAAAUCUAAAUUUAAGAUCUGAUGGUAAAAGAAGAGUGAUAAUUAUAUAAAUAAUAUAUGGCUUUGUUGCAUUUCCUCUCUAUUUAUUUUGAAUUUGGCACAUAUCUUGAACAAGCUUUGUUAAAUCUUUGAGGACCAAGGCUGAAGUGCACACUGUACCUAGGAAAGCAUGCUGUGCCCUUACUUGUUUUGCAGCGUGGAAAUGUGUGGCAGCUGAAUCUCCUUUGAAUAAAAUACACCCACAAAAAGACGGAAUCAGUCAACUGAUGUGAAAAUUGGGAGUAGUGUUGUUAGAUUCUCACUCGGAGAAGGAUUGUAAAAAUAGCUUUAAUACUGUUGAUCUUUUGUUCCUCAGUGUUUGCUGGUGUAGCAUGUAAGGAACCUGACUCAGAGACAAUAGCCUGUAGGCUAUAGGUAGAGUCUCUGCUGAGGGAAAUUGAUGGUUAUCUAAAUUUGUCUUCAUUAUGCCAGCUUAAAGCUGCCAUAAAAUUUGACUUAUCGGAUAUGCCAAAAAGAGGAAAUACAAACAAAUGUGUAAAUUAUCCCUGUGCAAGUUGCAUGUAUAAGUUGAAGUGUAGUUUAAUCACUUAAUCUGUUGGAGUCUGCGCAAAGGUUAUCAAUAAGGCACAUGCACUGUAACCCCACAGUAACUGUUGGCCAUGUCCUCAUGGGGAUGAUACACAAAUUUGCGCACCAAACACCUCCUGGGUCCUGACACAAAUAAGUGAUGUGGUUUGUUGUGUUGGUAACAUACGGCGAGUCCCGUUACAGGAGACGACCAAUCUGCCAUGCUGAGCCAUGCUGUCACGCCACUGGAGUCUGACUGCUGCUUUAUAAUGUGUUUUGUGUGUAUUCUCUGUUUUAUGUUUCAUUAGAGAACUUAAAAUAUAUUGGAUAAUCCACAACAAAUGCAUUGUUUGAUCACUGUCGUUGCCAUGGUACUGUAUUAACAAAAAAAGAAGAAAAGAAACACAUUUAAGAACUUAAUCUGUUGGCUAUAACCUGUAAAGAUUUUUUCCAAUGUAACUAUUAGGAACCUGUCAAGGAUUAAAAUGUUGCCUUUUUCUUGUACAAAAGAGAAAUUUAUGAAAACCUCAGCUGUGAGGAAUGUGAUAUUGUGUUUAUAUCUCUGAAAUGGACCUGAUGAUUUAUGAGAAAUAUGUUGAUUUACUCUGGGUCAGGUAUGUAAAGACAUUUUAAAAAUGAAAGACUGUAUUUGGUCAAUCAAAAACUGUUUGAUGGUUUGAAUCUCUUGAUGGUUAGCCUGCCUUUGUAUUAUAAAGCACUUGUAUGCAGUCUGUGUUCUUCAAGCAUUAGUUCUUGCAAUGUGCUCUGGACAUAAUGCUGUCUCUGUGUUGAUAAAAGCAGUACAUGUAUAUGGGCCAAUCUUUUUUUAUAAAACUAUGCAUAUAUAAAUACUACAUUGUUCAUAGCUUUAUUUGACCCAUGAAGCUAUACAUAACAUUAGUCUAAGUACAAGUAGAUGUGGACUUAUCCAGCUUCUUUCCUUGAGAUGGAUUACAAUGUAUAUGUAGCUAUCAAAAGAAGUCUGUGAAUGCUAUUUUUAUUAUCAAAUAAAGUUUUCCAUACAAAUUCAAAA
Molecule: messenger RNA, 7425 nt
Organism: Labrus mixtus (cuckoo wrasse)
Lineage: Eukaryota; Metazoa; Chordata; Actinopteri; Labriformes; Labridae
Product: membrane-associated guanylate kinase, WW and PDZ domain-containing protein 1-like
Exons: 24
Coding region: 451-5319 (1622 amino acids)
Biological process (GO): signal transduction
Cellular component (GO): cytoplasm
Molecular function (GO): protein binding
Source: RefSeq, a predicted model, not a curated record